AUGAUCAACGCGAGUGAGGACAGUGGUUGUCUCUCCGUUUUGUCUUCUUGCUUCAAGAGACGAGGCAAGCCGCGACCAGGCGCUUCCGAGUGCCCAAAUCAAGUGGCCCCUUUGGUGUCAUCCGCAACGGAGGUGACCGAACUGUCGUCGCUUAAUCCGGUUCACGAUGAAACAUCUGCCUCGACGAACCCCGAGAUCCAGACCCCUCGCCAGAAAGCUCAUCUGCGCCACCACGCCACGACAAUACUUGGUCUGUGGCAAGAAGCGUACGAUAAGCUGGAUGAGAAAACUCGUAAAUGGAUCGACAGUAUUCCACGGGCUGCUAAUUCCAAAGACUCCGCAAAAGAGCUGGUGGAAUUGGUCCGCUUGAGGGAGAAACAUGAGAAAGAAGCGCUGAAGCUCAAGUUCGGCGGUCGUCAAAUCUUGCGGAGGGAUUACGCGACCAGAGUGAUAUUUUUACUGACGGCAAUUGGAGACAUCACCGUCACAGUUACAGGCGCCCUCUUCAACCGUGUGGUCAGCAGUCAAGAUGCUUUUGAAGCUCAAACAUCUGCUCGUCAACCCUAUGAGCUGACGAUCUUUCAGGCCAACGUAUCGAAACGCGAAGAUCUUGUAGCUAUCAUGGGAUGUACAGACAUGGUCCUCUGCCUCGUGAGGCGUGGCAUGGUGUACGAAGAGGUGUACCUUAGGGAGUUGCCUAGGCUCCCAGCCCAGGAAGAUUUGAAGCAAGAGCUUGUUGAGGUAUACGCGAACUGCUUGGAGUUUCUAGCCUUCGUCGGCGGCGAAUUGCAGCAUGGGAAUAUGCGGCGAUUCUUGGAGGCGUUCUUAGAUCCCGGUCACGGUGACAAGCGCGUGUCGGCCCUAAAAGCCCUUGAGCAGAAGCUGCAGUUCGCAGCUCAGGCUUGCGAGGCUGAAGCAAGCUCUGAACAUCGAAACUUGGUUCAGAGUCUUGCGUGGCCGCUCAAGCGUGUUGACGACAAUGUUGCGGCAGUUCUUGAGAGACUCAAUGACAAGGAAAAGGAAAAAGGCUAUGGCAUACAUCAGCACUGUCCCAGUCGGGGUUCACCACAACGAGAAACGCGAAAAUAG
Molecule: messenger RNA, 1089 nt
Organism: Colletotrichum gloeosporioides
Lineage: Eukaryota; Fungi; Ascomycota; Sordariomycetes; Glomerellales; Glomerellaceae
Exons: 3
Coding region: 1-1089 (362 amino acids)
Source: RefSeq, a predicted model, not a curated record